CUCCCAAGGCCAGCAAGGAAUCUACCAGAAUUUACUGUGGGGAACAAUGUUGUACCUUUAUGCACACAGUAUAUUUAUUUGGGAGCGCCAGUGCGAAUUACACCAUCCAUUCCAGCAAGACAGAGAGUACAUCCCAUUGUUCAAGAUCUGCUGGCCCGGUUACAGCGACGCCUGACUCCUCUCAAGUGGCUUACUAAUUAUUCUGCAGGAGUAUCUAUCCCAGUUGCCAGAAACAUAUAUAUUGCUUUCAUCCGCUCAGUGAUAGAUUAUCUUUCCCCUGCACUAUGUCAACUCUCCAGAUCAACUCUACAGCCGCUUGAAAAAUUCCAGAACCAAGCAAUGAGAUUCAUUCUAGGUUGUCCAGCAUCCACUAGAAUUGUAAACAUGCAACACGAACUCCGUCUCCCUCCACUCGUAGAGCGAAUAUACUCCAAUGUCACCUACUUCAGUAUCAAAUGCCUGUAUUACCCUCACCUGUCUCCUCACUAUUCAAACAUCAUCAGAACUUCUCUGGAUCUAGAUGCACCUCGUCCACAACUACGCCAGGGGGGACGUACACUAGUUAGUACUGUCUGUUCAAGCAUUCGGGGGCUUGACAUCAACAUCGUGGCAGAGAACGUGGAUCAUGGCCUUGCACCCUGGCAGACUCCUGUGCCAGCAAUCUCUUACACUCCAGUCUCUAAGACUGACUUGCCUCAACUUCAACAACAACGUGCAUGGGAGACCAUCGACAGACUAUCCUUAUCCCUCAGUGUAGCCCAUCACCUCUACACAGACGGCUCCCUACAGCAGGAUGGCAGUGCUGGAUGUGCUGUUUUCUCCCCCACUCUGGAACCCCCGCCAGAAGGCUGGACAGGCCGUCGCCUCCCAAAGUCAUCAAGCUUCACGUAUUGUGAACUACAUGGACUUCUAGAUGCAGUUAUUUUAAUCACACGGACCAGAAACAACGGCUUGAUCAUCUGCGACUCGCAACCAGCACUCCAAGCCCUUUCAUCACAUAAGCCAGCAUACCAGCCCCUGGUUACACAAAUACAUAGGCAACUAGACAUGGCCAGCAUGAGCUCACUGGUAGUGGGUCUUCUGGCUAACAACACCGUUGACCAUCUCGCAAAGGCUGCCUGUCAGCUGGAUCCUCCAGAUGCUGAUGCUCCCAGUCUAUCUCUCCUGUGCUGCAGAAAAAUGGUGCGCCAAGCUGCUCGCUCACCUACUCAUCAUCGUAGUAAUGCCGAGAGAGCCACCAGUGUAUCAAUACAGCAUUAUGAUCACUUCUUUCCUCACCAACACAAGUAUCGCCGCAGUGGACUCAUGGUUCGUCAACUAACUUUGGGUUUGUGCGCGUCUUCGGCUGGGUUGGCGUCCAGUUUGGCAGGUGGCUAA
Messenger RNA from Macrobrachium nipponense, 1377 nucleotides. RefSeq lists its product as uncharacterized. Gene Ontology annotation, molecular function: nucleic acid binding. The annotation marks the transcript as partial. Lineage: Eukaryota; Metazoa; Arthropoda; Malacostraca; Decapoda; Palaemonidae. The record is from RefSeq and is a predicted model, not a curated record. The transcript has a single exon.